UUUUGACAAAACAUACCAAACCAACCCAGGUCACUCUCUGUGUUCAUGAAAGAGAAAGUUAAAACUCAGCUGCUAUUUUGCUGUUUUUCUUGUUUUGCAGGGAUUCCAGCGAUACGAACCAGAGACGCGACAGAGGAGGCCAUGGCUUCUUGAAACAUAAUCACUCCACACUGCACUUGCCAAAAUUCAAUUAUGGGGGUUAUAAAAGACGGGACUGUUUCCGGAAAAUUACCAAGUACUGAGUCUUUUGCAGUUCACUACCCUAGUUAUCCUUCAUCAACCGCACGUGCUGUUGAGACUCUUGGAGGAAACAAUGGAAUCCUCAAGGCUCGUAGCUUGCAGUCAAACAAGUUGGAGCUUCAUUUUCGCCCCGAGGAUCCGUACUCACACCCUGCUUUUGGGGAGCUUCAACCCUGUAACAAUUUUCUUUUGAAGAUAACAAAAAGGGCUGUUAGGAAUGGCCAAGAUGCUGAGAACACUGACAGGGUAUCAACAUGUUUGUCAGAAGAUGAAAUUCAUCUGAAUCAAAAGAGUUGUCCUGAAUCAGUCAAAAAUGAUCAACACGUGGAUGAAUGUCAAAUUGAUUCGAUUACUGCACCAACAGAAUUCAAAGCUCAGUUGCCAGAAGAAGUGCAAGAAGAUCUUUCUGCUGAUAUUGUUGCUCGAGUCUCAGAGGCUUAUUAUUUUAAUGGAAUGGUAGAUUACCAGCAUAUUGUUGCUGUUCAUGCGGAUGUUGCUCAGAGAAAGAAGAGAAACUGGGCAGAUAUGGAACCACAAUUUGAGAAGUGUGGUCUUAUGGAUGUGGAUCAGGAGGAUUUGAUGAUUCUAGUGCCUCCGCUCUUCUCAAUAAAGGACGUGCCAGAGAAAGUAGUGUUAAAACCAACAGUAAGUCUUAGCUCAAAGAAAAAACAAAGGGGAGUUGUACAACACCGUUGGGAGAUGGAUAUAGAGCCAAGCCUUGCAAUUGAUUUUAACAUAAAGGAGAUUCCUAAGAAAGUGUAUUGGGAGAAAUACAUACCCAAAGACUCCGAACAAUGGGAUUGGCAGAUGGCUUUAUGUAAGUUGUUUGAUGAGCGUCCUAUAUGGAUAAAAAGUUCAGUAGCUGAACGGUUGCUUGACAAAGGUCUACAAUUUGCAGACCAUUUGCUCAGAAGGCUUCUUUUUAGAACGGCAUAUUACUUCUCAAAUGGGCCAUUCCUUAGGUUCUGGAUCAAGAAGGGUUAUGAUCCUCGCAAAGAUCCUGAAUCUCGCAUAUAUCAAAGAAUUGAUUUUCGAGUCCCCCCAUCAUUACGAAGCUAUUGUGAUGCUAACAUGGCAGCUGGGUUAAAGCAUAGAUGGGAAGAUAUAUGCUCAUUUCGUGUUUUUCCUUACAAGUGCCAAACUUCAUUACAAUUUUUUGAACUUGCUGACGAUCACAUUCAACAGGAGAUUAGGAAACCUCCACAGCAAGCAACUUGCACAUGUGCGACUGGAUGGUUCUCAUCAAGCGUGCUUGGUAGCUUGAGAUUUUGUGUUGCUGUGAGGUUCCUUUCAGUAUACCCAAUGGCUGGUGCAGAAGCCUUGCUUAAAUCUGCUUCUGAACGGUUUGAAAAGUCAAAGAGAAUGCAGAUUUAUACUAAGGAAUUGAGACUUGAAGAAGAGAUUCAACAAGUCAAUGCAGAACUGGUAGAUAGGGAAGAUAAAGAAGAACUGAAUGAUGAUGACGAUGAAGAUGAAGAAGAAGAAAUUGAUGAUGACAAUGUUGAAGAGGAGGUGGACCCAUAUGAGGUAUUUCAUCUGGCUUGUGAGGAUGAAAAUUUUGCUCCACAGCCAUGUUCUUAUAUGGGUAAUGAGAAUAUCUCCAAGAACUACUUGCAAGAGCUUUUUGGUAGUUUUCCAUCCGGUGAAGUUGGCGGCGGCCACAGGUUGCAAGAUGCCGACAACAGUGAUGGAGAAUAUCAGAUAUAUGAACAAUAUAGUGAUGGCAACUACUCCAAUGAAGACGACGACUACUGACUUGUUAAUUGUGAAUUAAAGCAUAUUUCAUUUUCUUUGAAGAUACAAAGGCUGAUUUGAAUUGACCUGGCAGUAGCUUUCCAGGGAAGAGAUGAAAAGCCAUACUGUGGAAAAUCAAAGAGCUGCCCCUUGUAUGUCGCUAGGAGUUUGUGAUUCCUGGAUUUAAUUUGUGUAGGGAUGUUUAUUUAUUUAUUUAUAUUUAUAUGGUCAUCCUAAAAUUAUUACGUAUUUUCGUCGACAGAGAAAAAGCAAUGCAGAGGGAUACUUUUUAUCAUUUUUAAAAAGUGGUAUUGAGGGACACUUUUCUAAUUUUGACCUUAUCAGAUAGGAAAUGAAAAUGCACUUUUGCUUGUCUCACUUUUUUUA
Camellia sinensis is the source of this 2361-nucleotide messenger RNA. Lineage: Eukaryota; Viridiplantae; Streptophyta; Magnoliopsida; Ericales; Theaceae. The record is from RefSeq and is a predicted model, not a curated record.